ACGUGCAACACGUGUCUCCUCCUUCACACGUCCGUAAUUCUCUCUCCUCCCCCUCCUCUCUCCCUUCCUUCCCCUUCGCUCGCUUAUACACCAGCCCCCCCGCACACGCCCCAUCCGUGCCAAACCCUCAAACUCUCACAUACAGACACGCUUGAUCCUCCGCACACGCGUGAAACCCUAGCCUACACGCGCCAACAUUCUAUUCCACGCGCCUUCUCUCUCGCCGACCUGACCCGACCCGACGUCGCCUGAAUCCCCUCAACCUCGCCUUGUCCUCCUCGCUUCUUCCGCCCCCCUUCCGAGCUUCCUACGCUCAUCGUAUCGGACGAUGCCGGAGAGAUGCUCCGGUCGCCGGGAAGAUGGAUCUGUUGGUUCGAGAGGGUCUGUUGAGGACGAGAAGGUAGAAAUUUAAGCCAAGUUGGAGAAUCGGAGGCAUUUUUUGAGUGUCGUUUCUUGCUAGGAUUUUGAAGUUUGAGAAUCAGGGGAGAAACUGGGUCUCCGUUUCAAAGGGUAAUUAAAGAGUUAGCUGGGAGAGAAAUGUCAGUUGGGUUUCUGAGUUAGUAAAUUUGAAGAAAAUAGAGAAAUGAUGAAGUAGUUUCUAAGUAUAAGUUUUAAAGUUGGGGUGGGAGGUUAUGGAGACAGAUAUGCAGAAACUGAUGGGAGGCAGUGAAGAAGAUGAUGAAGAGGAAAUGGACAUGGAUGUCAAAGAAGAGGAUGACGAGGAUGAAGAGAAUGGAGAGAAGCAUAUGGGCACACAGGUAAUGGUUGGGCCUGAUGGUUUGAUGACGGUUACUGGUAAUAAUAAUCAGUUUAAUCAGCAGCAGCAAAUUCAAGAGCAAGUUGGUACCCCAGGAGGAGGAGGAGCAGGAGCUCGGAAAUCUCGACCACUAGAGGAAAAGGAGAGAACCAAGCUUAGAGAGCGCCACCGGAGAGCGAUCACUGCAAGGAUCUUGGCAGGGCUGCGGAGGCAUGGGAACUAUAAUCUGAGGGUCAGAGCUGAUAUUAAUGAUGUGAUUGCGGCUUUGGCCAGAGAAGCUGGCUGGGUUGUUCUUCCAGAUGGAACUACAUUUCCUUCGAGAACUCAGGGUUCAAGACCUGUUGGUGGCACUUCUGCAGGUAUUACUUCAUCCUCAUCCCAUUUGGUGUCACCACAAACUCCUCCAGCCUCUGUUAGAGGAGUCUCUUCUGGCUAUCGGGCCUCAGUAGAGUACAAUUCCUGUCGCAUGAAAGGUGUUUUCAUGCCUACUCCAUCACCCUAUGAUCUAUCCUCAAGUGCUCGGUCUCAAACUUCUGGCAUGGUGGGAGAUGGUGGGGAGCAAACUGAAAGUCAUCCUCUUAUUGGUGGCUCCAUGGAGAUUGUUAAUGAUAAGCAGAUUGUUGACCUACCUUCAAAACUACCAGAGCGUGAUUUUGCUGGCACCCCUUAUGUUCCAGUAUAUGUUAUGCUACCAUUAGGGGUUAUCAAUAUGAAGUGUGAUCUCGUUGAUCCAGAUGGUCUGCUAAAGCAGCUAAGACUGUUGAAAUCUAUUAAUGUGGAUGGGGUCAUGGUUGACUGCUGGUGGGGAAUUGUGGAAGCACAUGCACCUCAGGAGUAUAACUGGAAUGGUUACAGAAAGCUCUUUCAGAUGGUUCGUGAGCUUAAGUUUAAGUUACAGGUUGUGAUGUCAUUCCAUGAAUGUGGGGGCAAUGUCGGUGAUGAUGUUUGUAUUCCCCUUCCUCAUUGGGUUGCUGAAAUUGGUCGAAGUAACCCUGAUAUAUUUUUCACUGAUAGAGAAGGAAGACGUAACCCUGAAUGUCUCUCAUGGGGCAUUGACAAGGAGCGGGUUUUAAGAGGCCGAACUGCUCUUGAGGUGUAUUUUGAUUACAUGAGAAGCUUCCGGGUGGAAUUUGAUGAAUUUUUUGUGGAUGGUAUAAUCUCAAUGGUUGAAAUUGGAUUGGGUCCCUGUGGGGAGCUAAGAUAUCCAUCUUGUCCUGUAAAGCAUGGAUGGAGAUAUCCUGGCAUUGGGGAGUUCCAGUGUUAUGAUCAGUAUAUGUUGAAAAGCCUGAGCAAGGCUGCAGAAAUGAGGGGACAUGCAUUUUGGGCUAGGGGCCCAGAUAAUGCUGGGUCGUAUAAUUCUCUUCCACACGAAACUGGAUUCUUUUGUGAUGGAGGUGAUUAUGAUGGGUACUAUGGCAGAUUUUUCCUGAAAUGGUACUCUCAGAUUUUAGUUGAUCACGGAGACCGAGUACUUUCUCUAGCAAAGUUAGCUUUUGAAGGCAUGUGUAUUUCAGCAAAGCUUCCAGGUAUUCACUGGUGGUAUAAAACGGCCAGUCAUGCUUCUGAACUAACUGCUGGUUUCUACAACCCUUGCAACCGUGAUGGCUAUGCUUCAAUAGCAACAAUGCUCAAGAAGCAUGGAGCUGCUUUGAACUUCACAUGUGCUGAGCUCCACUUUGUUGACCAGCAUGAGGAUUCACAGGAAGCAAUGGCAGAUCCUCAGGGGUUAAUAUGGCAGGUGCUGAAUGCUGCAUGGGAUGUUUGCCUUCCAGUUGCUAGCGAGAAUGCUCUUCCUUGUCAUGAGAGAAUGGGCUAUAGCAAGAUACUGGAAACUGCCAAGCCAAUGGAUGAUCUAGAUGGAAGACACCUGUCAUCUUUUACCUACCUAAGGCUCUGCCCGCUUCUCAUGGAGACACGCAACUUCAUGGAAUUUGAACGAUUUGUCAAGAGGAUGCAUGGAGAAGCAGUUGUAGAUCACCAGGUAUAGCUGGGAGGAGGAAGGCUUUCUUAAAUUGUGUAUCAUUCCCUUCACCCCAAGAAACAGGGGAUCACAUUGCAGAUUAGGAAUAGCAUUACGAGUUUAAUUUAUGAAAUACCAUUGUAAAUUGAAUCAUGUAUGAAUGCAACCAGUUCUCCUGGAUAUAAGCUUCUCCAUGUGUUGACCUCUUGCAAUUGAUAAAAUUAUUAAUUUGGU
Rubroshorea leprosula is the source of this 2951-nucleotide messenger RNA. NCBI's taxonomy places the organism in Eukaryota, Viridiplantae, Streptophyta, Magnoliopsida, Malvales, Dipterocarpaceae. The record is from the annotation of a GenBank genome assembly.